AUGUUAAGAUUGAGGUCGACACAUAGGCUCUUAGGACUGAGACUCACUCAGCAAAGACUUUUUUCACAAUCAUUGCUCGCAUUAAAUGCGACUGUGGUAUCUGGAACCAAACUAGCUUCCAAAAUACGAAAUGACGUUGCUGAAAAAGUUUUACAAUAUAAUAAGGAGCACUAUGGGAUCGAUACAACACAAUUUGAUCAGCUUAAAUUUAAGCCUUCAUUGACGAUAGUUCAAGUUGGUUCUAGGCCAGACUCGUCGGCGUACGUACGUUCGAAAUUGAAAGCGGCUGAGAAAUCCAACAUCAAAGCAAAUCUCCUCAAGUUGGAUGAAGACAUCAGCCAAGAAGAUUUAGUGGAUGAGAUUGACCGAUUGAACAAGGACCCACAAAUCCAUGCUAUAUUAGUACAAUUGCCUUUACCUAAGCAUAUUGAUGAGACAUUAAUCACAAACUCGGUUGUCACCGAAAAAGAUGUUGAUGGUUUUGAUCAUUACAAUGUUGGUCAGUUAUCUAAAAAGGGAGGCGUUCCACAUUUCAAGCCAUGUACUCCAAAUGGAAUUAUGGAGUUGAUCAAAACCACCGGGAUCAACUUGAGGGGUAAGAAUGCGGUUGUCAUCGGUAGAUCAGAUAUAGUUGGAACUCCAGUCGCAACAAUGUUGAGAAAUGAAGACUGUACAGUCACAAUCUGUCAUCGUCAUACAGAAAAUUUGCCCGAAAUUGUGUCUAAGGCGGAUGUUGUGGUUGCAGCUGUUGGGAUUUCCGAGUAUGUCAAAUCGUCUUGGGUGAAAGAUGGAGCAGUUGUCAUUGAUGUUGGUAUCAACUACAAGGAAGACCCCACUGCGAAAAACGGAAGGAAAUUAGUUGGGGAUGUUGAUUAUGAUGAUGUGGUUAAAAAGGCAGGUUUCAUCACCCCUGUUCCAGGUGGUGUUGGUCCAAUGACUGUGGCAAUGUUGUGCUCGAAUGUGUAUGAUGCCGCUGUCAUCCACGCUAAGAAAGCACAUGAACAUCACUUUAAACCUCUUUCAUUGGACUUGAAAACCCCUGUACCAUCUGAUAUUGAAAUUUCGAGAGCUCAGAAACCAAAAGUCAUAACCAGGGUUGCAAAAGAAUUGGGAUUGUUGGAUAAAGAGUUGGAGCCGUUCGGUCACUAUAAAGCCAAGGUCGACUCCAAAGCAGUGAUUGAAAGAUUAGAUGCACAAGUUGAAGGCUCUGCCGACGACAAAGGUUACUAUGUGUUGGUUGCCGGAAUCACCCCGACUCCAUUGGGGGAGGGAAAAUCUACCACGACAAUGGGAUUGGCCCAAGCUCUUGGUGCACAAUUGGGAUACAACUCUAUUGCCAAUGUUAGACAGCCUUCUAUGGGUCCUACCUUUGGUGUGAAAGGUGGGGCAGCUGGAGGUGGCUAUGCCCAAGUUAUCCCCAUGGACGAAUUCAAUAUGCACUUGACCGGUGACAUUCACGCGAUUUCCGCUGCUCAGAACUUGCUCUGCGCAGCUGUUGAUACUAGAAUGUUUCACGAAUCUACCUCAAAGACCAUUGGAGGUUUUUACAAAAGGUUGGUGCCAGCAAAGAAAGGAAAGAGAAGCUUUACGCCGUCGAUGUUGAAGAGGUUGCAAAAAUUGGGAAUCAAUAAGACAAACCCUGAUGAUCUCACAACUGAGGAGAUUGAAAGUUUUGCAAGAUUGAAUAUUGACCCGGACUCUAUCACUAUCAAGAGGGUGGUCGACUGUAACGACAGAUUUGUUAGAGAGAUUACAAUUGGUGAAGGCAAAAACGAAGCCAGCAAAUUUCCACCAAGAAAAACAGGUAUGGACAUCACUGUUGCAAGUGAAUUGAUGGCGAUAUUGGCACUCUCCAACUCUCUCAAAGAUUUACGAGAACGUGUUGGGAAACUUGUGAUUGGUACUCAAAAAGAAACCGGUGUUGCGAUUACCGCUGAGGAUAUAGGUGUUGCGGGUGCUAUUACAGCUUUGUUGAAAGAUGCUAUUAAGCCAAAUUUGAUGCAAACCGUUGAAGGGACUCCAGUUUUUGUUCAUGCUGGGCCAUUUGCUAAUAUUUCUAUUGGAGCAUCUUCUGUUGUGGCUGACAAAGUUGCCCUCAAGCUAACCUCACCAUCUAACCCGAUUAACAAUGGACACUCAGGCUUUGUGAUAACUGAAGCUGGAUUUGACUUCACCAUGGGUGGAGAACGUUUUUUCAAUAUCAAAUGCAGAAGCUCGGGAUUGAAACCAGAUACUGUUGUUUUAGUGGCUACUACCAGGGCAUUGAAAUUGCAUGGUGGAGCACCUGACGUCAAGCCAGGCCAGUCCUUACCCCAGGAAUACGUCUCAGAGAACUUGGGCUUGUUGGAGAAAGGCUGCGCAAACUUGGCAAAACAAAUUUCAAACAUCAAACAGUACAAUGCUCCUGUUGUGGUUGCAAUCAACCAAUUUGAAACAGAUUCCGACGCUGAAAUUGAAUUGAUCAAGAAGUUGGCGUUACAAGCUGGUGCUGACUAUGCAGUUCCAUCAAAUCAUUGGGCCAAAGGUGGAUUGGGCGCCAAGGCAUUAGCAGAAGCCGUGGUUAAGGCAGUUAAACAAGCUCCAUCUGGUGAACAACAAUACUUGUAUGAUGUUAACGACUCAGUGGAAAAUAAGUUGAAUAAAAUCGCUCAAAAGAUGUAUGGAGCCAAGGACAUUGAAUUAUCGCCGUUGGCAAAACAACAGAUUGAAACUUAUACUCAACAAGGAUUUGACAAGUUGCCUAUAUGUAUCGCUAAAACGCAAUAUUCCUUGUCCCACGAUCCCGCAUUGAAAGGUGUCCCAACUGGAUUUACUGUGCCAAUUAGAGAAGUGAGAUGUUCAGCAGGUGCUGGGUAUUUGUAUGCUCUAGCUGCCGAGAUUAUGACAAUUCCUGGAUUGCCAACUCACGCUGGGUUUAUGAAUGUUGAGGUUAAUGAUGACGGAGAGAUUGAAGGAUUGUUUUAA
This is a messenger RNA of Lodderomyces theae, 2964 nucleotides long. It is a transcript of the gene MIS12, whose product is annotated as Mis12p. Gene Ontology annotation, cellular component: cytosol. Gene Ontology annotation, molecular function: formate-tetrahydrofolate ligase activity; methylenetetrahydrofolate dehydrogenase (NADP+) activity; ATP binding. The transcript has a single exon. The record is from RefSeq and is a predicted model, not a curated record. Gene Ontology annotation, biological process: tetrahydrofolate interconversion. Lineage: Eukaryota; Fungi; Ascomycota; Pichiomycetes; Serinales; Debaryomycetaceae. The coding region runs from base 1 to 2964 and encodes 987 amino acids.